UCGCUUCCCGCGCUCUUUAUCUUGCUGGUUUUUAGCAAAACUGCGAACAAGCAGUGACAGAUGCCCGACGAACCAGUAGACAUUUAUGACAUUUAUAGUGAUUCACUCGGUUUAUUCGGAGAAUCUUCUGUAGCCCAAGGUACACCAGGAGAAUGCAUAGAGGUUAGAGGAUGCAAGGUCUGGCUUCCGGAUGUUGGAGGAGGUUCAGGAAAUAUCUCUCAUGUCCCAUUAUCUUUGGAACUCAUCACUCGUUAUGGCCGAAUACAUUCAGGAGGAAAAAUUCCAGAUGGCGAACAAGACAGUGUUAGAGCUCGGAUCAGGGGCAGGACUUCCUGGGAUACUGGCAGCCAAAAUGGGAGCAUCGGUCUGUUUGAGCGACUAUCCUGAUCCAGUCAUCACCGCUAAUCUUGCGCACAACGUGAAUGAAAAUUUCCACGACCCAGCUCGAUGUAAAGUCGUACCACACGCAUGGGGAACCGAUGUCAAGGACUUGUUGGAAAGCAACUCUGGAGCUCUUUUCGAUGUUAUUCUUUUAUCAGAUGUGGUAUGGAUUUCUGACCAGCAUAAGAAUUUGCUGGAAACCUGUACAAAAACGCUUUGUUCUCAUGGCAGAGUAUACUUGACUUGUGGCGUGCAUAGUGGUUGGCAAUGUGUGGAACGUUUUCUUCAAUUGGCACAUGAUUCAUUUGGUUUAGCUCACAAUCUCGUAGAACGAAGAACACACCAGUCCUGGGGAGCACAUGCUGCAGAGGCAAUCGAUGAUAUUGCGCUCAGAAACAGGACAAUCUUCGUUUAUGAAUUCUGGUAUAACAGAUGAUAGUACACAAAUAAAUGAUCUGUUGUAAAUUCGCGUGAUAUGGACAACCAUGCGGUAUACUGUUUAGAGCAAUGAGACAGAAGGAGAGGAACACAGUCGAUUCUUUUGACCUUCCUAACUCAGGUGGUAAGAGUUCAACACUAACCCAACCCAUCGAUCGGCUUCAUGUAGGAAAAUGUUCAACUUAAUUUUAGAGCGGUC
Messenger RNA from Umbelopsis ramanniana AG, 1018 nucleotides. RefSeq lists its product as uncharacterized. NCBI's taxonomy places the organism in Eukaryota, Fungi, Mucoromycota, Umbelopsidomycetes, Umbelopsidales, Umbelopsidaceae. Gene Ontology annotation, molecular function: protein-lysine N-methyltransferase activity. Bases 191 to 817 code for a protein of 208 amino acids. Gene Ontology annotation, biological process: peptidyl-lysine dimethylation. The record is from RefSeq and is a predicted model, not a curated record. The transcript has 6 exons.